Molecule: messenger RNA, 192 nt
Organism: Botrytis byssoidea
Lineage: Eukaryota; Fungi; Ascomycota; Leotiomycetes; Helotiales; Sclerotiniaceae
Exons: 1
Coding region: 1-192 (63 amino acids)
Source: RefSeq, a predicted model, not a curated record
AUGUCUAAUGACUCUACCAGGCGGGAGAUACUGAUCAUGCCAUCUGAAACUCAUACCAAGAUCAACAUCGUCUACGAAAGUGCAGCUCGUAUUAUGCAGGGUGGCAUUCUAUCUUCAAAGCUUUCAGCUAUCUCGAUUUUUCUAGACACUUUGUACUGUGAUUUUCAAAAUACAGGUGGUGACGAUCAUUGA